GCUGGGCCGGCGACAUGGAGCCGCUGUACCAGCAAUCGCACAAGCAGGUCCACCAGAUCCAGUCUCACAUGGGACGCCUGGAGACGGCAGACAAGCAGUCUGUGCACUUAGUAGAAAACGAAAUCCAAGCAAGCAUCCAGAUAUUCAGCCAGCAAGAACGCCUGGAGAUUUUGUCCAGCAAGGAGCCCCCCAACAAAAGACAGAAUGCCAAACUUCGUGUUGACCAGUUAAAGUAUGAUGUCCAGCACCUACAGACUGCUCUCAGAAACUUCCAGCAUCGGCGAUAUGCAAGGGAGCAGCAGGAGAGACAGCAAGAGGAGCUUCUGUCUCGCACCUUCACCCCCAACGACUCUGACACCACCAUACCAAUGGAUGAAUCACUGCAGUUUAACUCCUCCCUCCAGAACAUUCACCACGGCAUGGAUGACCUCAUUGGAGGCGGGCACAGUAUUCUGGAGGGACUGAGGGCCCAGAGAAUGACCUUGAAGGGGACUCAGAAGAGGAUCCUUGACAUUGCCAACAUGCUGGGCUUGUCCAACACGGUGAUGCGGCUCAUCGAGAAGUGGGCUUUCCAGGACAAGUACUUUAUGAUUGGUGGGAUGCUGCUCACCUGUGUGGUCAUGUUCUUCAUGGUGCAGUACCUGCCAUGAGCCAGCUAAGCCCAGCAGCUGGACAACGUUCCCACUGCAUGAGCGUGUGUGACUGUGUAUGUGUGCGUGAAAGAGAGAAGGGGGGCCCAGAGGCCAUGUUUUGAAAUGUAUGUCCGUCUUAACUGUGAAAACCA
Molecule: messenger RNA, 784 nt
Organism: Myotis lucifugus (little brown bat)
Lineage: Eukaryota; Metazoa; Chordata; Mammalia; Chiroptera; Vespertilionidae
Product: Golgi SNAP receptor complex member 2-like
Biological process (GO): vesicle fusion; intra-Golgi vesicle-mediated transport
Cellular component (GO): endoplasmic reticulum membrane; Golgi apparatus; late endosome membrane
Molecular function (GO): SNAP receptor activity; SNARE binding
Source: RefSeq, a predicted model, not a curated record